Molecule: messenger RNA, 5264 nt
Organism: Serinus canaria (Common canary)
Lineage: Eukaryota; Metazoa; Chordata; Aves; Passeriformes; Fringillidae
Gene: NIM1K
Product: NIM1 serine/threonine protein kinase
Exons: 4
Coding region: 1081-2391 (436 amino acids)
Biological process (GO): microtubule cytoskeleton organization; protein phosphorylation; intracellular signal transduction
Cellular component (GO): cytoplasm
Molecular function (GO): tau-protein kinase activity; protein serine/threonine kinase activity; ATP binding
Source: RefSeq, a predicted model, not a curated record
AUUUUCUUUUCCAUAUACCCUGUACACUGCAGACAGUGGAUUUGAUGUGAGACUCCACCAGCUGGGCUGCACCCAGCCUGUGUUGGUGGGGUUAUGUAAGCUCUGACAGCUGAGGGCUCUGUGCAGUCUUCCUUCUUCUGGCCAAGACCUUAUUCCAGCCUGUUGGCAGGUGACCCCCAGGGAGGUGGGAAGGAACACCACUCGUCUGGCAAAAUUUUGAGAAGGCUCAAGGCGUUAAAGAAAGCUCAUCUAAAUAAAGGAGGGUUAACGUGACAUUGCAGUUACUUAAUCCUGUAUUGUCCUGCCAUGUGACUGCAGGGAUACCGAGGCGCAGCAUUUCUUUUGCCUGGUGCAGAGAUUAUGCUUUUCCUGUCAUCUUCCAGAAUCAGUCGCUUUGUUGAACGCACCAUGGGAAAGAAACAGAGUGGCAGCAUACUUUUUACAGCAAGGCUACCACACGCAGUGACAUUUCCAAGGUACAGUGACAAGCUCACAGGCUGAAGAAUGAAUCAAAGGCAAUCCCUACAGUCAGCUUUUGGACUUUUACCAGAAUCAAGGAGAACUACGCUCUUAAGGUCAGCUAUUCAAAAUUAGCUGGAAGUAUCUGGAUUUAUUUGGAGCAGUUAAUCAGCUUUCUGUUUGACCUUUAUCUAUCAAGUUAGCUCUCAAAGGAUCAAGCUAAAAUCUGAAUAUUCGUGUCAAAUAUUUUGCAUGUGUCAAAUGUACUGCAUAGACAGCAAGCACCUUGCCACUUUCUUGCACAAACUUUGCAGUUUUAACUGCAAAGCCUCUUUUACCUUUUACCUAGCUGAAGAUCCGGACACACUAAUCUGUUAGUGAGGAAUGGAUGUUUUAUCUCUGAUUUUGGACAGGACGUGCAAUAUGUAGAUGUGCCAGAUUUGUUUUCGAAUGAAUUUUCAAACUGGUCUUUGGACUUUCUGUAAGCUGCUUUUUUUUUUUUUCUUUUGCUCCAUUUGUCACAGUGUCCAUAAUGUGCAGGAUUGCAUAUUCAUACAGAAUUACUUCAUUUAAACUUCUCAGGACACCGUGUUAAAAGGGGAAGUGAUUACCCUAUAGACUAUGACAACAGGAUAUGUGAAUGAAGGAAGUCUUGGAAAAUACCGCUGUUCCAGGUGGCAUCACGAGGACAGCAGGGAAGAUGAUGGGCACCCAGAGUGCCAUGAAGGAGAUGAAGAGGGCAAACAGCACAGGCUGACCCCAUUUGAGAAACUAAUGCAGGAUAUGUCUCAUAAUGAAAAAGUGGUGAAGGAAUUAACGCUGGGAAAGAGAAUUGCCUUCUAUCGAGUCAGAGGAGAAAUAGGAAGUGGGAAUUUCUCACAAGUGAAGCUUGGAAUUCAUUCUCUAACCAAAGAGAAAGUUGCAAUUAAGAUUUUGGACAAGACAAAGCUAGACCGGAAGACUCAACGUUUGCUGUCUCGUGAGAUUUCCAGCAUGGAAAAGCUGCACCACCCAAAUAUCAUCAGGCUGUAUGAAGUUGUGGAGACACUCUCAAAACUGCACCUGGUGAUGGAGUAUGCAGGAGGUGGGGAGCUCUUCACUAAAAUCAGUACAGAAGGAAAACUGCUAGAAACAGAGUGUAAAAUAAUCUUCUCCCAGAUUGUGUCUGCUGUGAAGCACAUGCAUGACAAUAAUAUAAUUCACCGGGACUUGAAAGCAGAAAAUGUCUUCUACGCCAGUAACACCUGUGUUAAGGUGGGAGACUUUGGAUUCAGCACAAUAAGUAAAAGAGAUGAAACUUUAAAAACUUUCUGUGGCUCUCCUCCUUAUGCUGCUCCUGAACUCUUCCGAGAUGAAAACUAUAUUGGCAUCUAUGUAGACAUCUGGGCACUGGGAAUCCUCUUAUACUUCAUGAUGACAGGCAGCAUGCCAUUCCGGGCAGAUACAGUAGGCAAACUGAAAAAGUGCAUUCUUGAAGGGACAUACACUUUGCCUCCCUGCCUCUCAGAAAAUUGCCAGAAAUUGAUAAAAGGAGUCCUUCAGCCAGUACCAACCAAGAGAUACUCUGUCAAACUGAUUAUGAACAGUGAAUGGAUGCAAGGAAUACAGUUCCCCAAACCUUUACAGACAUUUAAACUGGAUCCAAAGUAUUUAUCAGACAUCAGUACACUAAAAGAAGAAGAAAUUGAAGUGAAAAAUAUUCUGGAGGAUCUGGGAAUCACAGAACAGCACAUUCAGAACAACCGGGGAAGAGAUGCACGCAGCUCCAUAACGGGGGUCUACAGAAUCGUGUUGCACAGAGUACAGAAGAAAAGAGCACUUGAAUCUGUUCCUAUCAUGUCCCAGCCAGAUCCAAAAGAAGACAACUCAAGGAAUGGAAUCACUUCUUACAGUGGCAUUAAGCACACAUCCAAGCUGUGUUCUAUUUUAUAAAAUUGCACUGCAGGCUUUAUGCUCAGCAAAUUUGACAAAGGGGAUUAUUCACUUAUCCUUAAGCUGUAGUGUUACUUUUUUUGUAAUUUUUGAAUAAACCAAAAAUGCUUAAUUUUCUUUGCAUUUCUCAAUUAACAGUGAAGCAACUCAAAACCAGCAUUUGUGCAUUUGUUUGACCCUUUCUCCAUACACUUGGUAUAGCCAGUGCAAGAACCCAGUAACUGCAAAGAUCAUGUUUGGAGGGGAUCUUUUAAUAAACACCAUGCUACGGCACUUAACCCGUUUGGGAGAUUGUAACAGCUAACUUCUGAAAAGCUGUACCUAAGCUCAACACAACUUCACCAAUGCAAACUGGGACAGUUUUUGCAGAGAACUAAAUUUAAGCAGAGACCAGGCUAUAAUCUAAACAAUUGCAAAUUCUUCUUUUGAACUUCCUCAUCAAAUUUAACAAGUUAAUUUUUAAAAAGCAUUUUAUUUUCUUUCAAGAAACAUCAAAGUAGUUGUUGGCUGCAGUUCCCAACUUGUCACAAAUCAGGAUUCGGUACUUUAACCCUGUAUGUGUGGGUGCCUGGCUAAUUGGGCUACCAUCAAUUACCCUUCUGACACCUUUCACUGCUUGCAUGAUUCUGCCACCCUGGAACUGCUUGGACUCCAGUUGCGUUCCAAUAAAGAUAGAUUUAAGCAUACUCCAAAACCCAUGUAGUUUUAAGUUCUUGCCUUAGCCCUAGUUACCAGUAGCUGAAUGCAAGCAGCAGCAAAAUCUGCUUAUAUUCGCUGAGCAUUACAGGCUUGUCCUCACUCCUGCCAUCCUGCUUUGGCAGCCAAAGCUUGCACAAAGCUGAUUGUGACACUUGAUCACUGCAAAAGCUGGACAGUCUGACAACUCCAGUUGUUCUGAGCAUCACCAAAGUGCAGAUGCUCUGAUUUUCAGCUUUAUUCUAUGCUUAGAUCUUCAAAAGCAUCAACUCCAGUGCAAAGGACAAGCGUGGCAGAUGUCCUCUGAACAGGGACAGCUGACAUGCCUAAGCCGAGAGGCAGAACCUGAGUUUAGCUAAGGAAAGACACCCAACACAAGGUGUACACAGGUACAGCUGGUGCUCUCACAUUUAAAGGCAGGACACCUGAUCUAUUAUGACACCGAUGAGACAAUAAUUUCCCUUUAGAGGGAAUAAUUCAUAUAAAUGAGCAGUGGAAUGACCCUGAAAGGCCUUGCAUGGGAAACUGGACUCAGUGAGACUCAGGUAUGUACAAAGCAAGAACCAAGCCUCCUUCACAGAAUUUCUGAGGGUAAAUAAAACAAUACCAAUUUUUAUAAAACAGUAAUUAAUUCCAUUUCAUAAAGUGGGUAUUCCUCUACUACAAACAGUUUCCAUAUAAAAGCAUUUUAAAUUAUCUUGAGACAUGGCCCUGAUAAAAUUGUUUUACACCAGCUGAAGCAAUUAUUUAUUCCACUUCUGUAAUGGAAUUACUAAGAAGAAAGAUGCAGAAUGUCCACACAGCUUGUGACCCCACAACUUUAGGUUUUUACCAGAGCCAGCUUCCUCUUUCCUGUUAAAGAAAUCCAUUCUAAAAAAAACAACAAGUCAGCACUACUCCCAGCAGGUUUCAAAUAACUCAAACUUUAUUUUAAUAAAGGAUCAGCCUCACAGACCUGAGAGGCCUGUGCCAGUAGCUCACCUCUUGGCUUGUCCACUGCCAGCAAUGGACUUUGUUCCAUGACAGUUUGUUUUACAGGUGCCAAGGUUAAGUUUCAUGAGGGCAACCUAAACCCAAAUACUUGCAAACACUAUCAUCAUGCAUUGCUCCAUCAUUUUCAGCAGAACAAACAGAUUAGUAUUCAUCAAUUUAUAAUAAACAACUAUUUUACCAAGGCUUGACUGUACAAAUACAGCAAGUUAUCAAAUCCUAGUGAGUGACAGGAUACAAACACUUCGUUAUACACACACAAAAAAAUGUAAUUAACAGAAAUAAUUUUUUGCUACUUUAUAUUAGAUAAUGUAGCUUUGUAGAAUUAGCAAAGAAAUAAAUUCAAUGAAACUUCAUUCUGUACAUAGCUCAACUUAAAUAUAUAUAUACAUAUAUAUGUAUGUAUAUAUAUAUAUAUAUUACAAGCUUUAAAGGCUCAUAUCAUAGUUCAUUUCCAAUCUGGGCUUUAAAAAUCUACCAGAAUGGACUCCCCAUAACCACUGUAAAUCUAUCUACUGCUUGCAAAAUGGAUAGCUUUAGCUUGUACGCUGGGGGAGGGGGGAAAGAAAUAAAAGACUCCACUCCUACAGUAUUACCAAUAGUGAGAAGGACUUCAAAGUACAAAGCCAGAUUCAAAGCUAGAAAGAGUCUUUUGCAAAUGUAUUAUAUAAAAGACAACUAAUAGGCUAGAGUUCCAGACAAAGUGAUAAACAUCACUCUCUUCCUUAGUUAGCCAAUUAAAACAGCUCCACAAUAGCUCUAAAUUUUAUUUGAAAAUGUUGCUCUCUUGAAUAGUCUACUAAACCAUCUAUUAUGGUGUCAAAUCAAUGAUCCCCUUUCUUUAGAAUAAAAAAUUCACUACCUCCCUUCUUCUUCAUCUUUCCUCCCAGUCUCCUGUGACUUAAAAUGAAGGUAUAAAUCACAUAAGAUGUUAGAAGAAAUUACACAUAGUAACUAACACAGUGAAUCACAGAGUUUCUUCUAAGAAAACCACUUGUGUCAGCCUAGCCGUUCUUGAUCCAGUCACUUUGACAGGGAAGAGAGGCUCUAUUCCAGCAAUGGAUGUUCUUGGUUCUAAUGCCUGUCCCAAAGCAAUGGGGUGAUGGGAGGCAGACUAGGAGAUGAAAGGGAAGGUGAUAAAGUGAAAGAGAAUUGCAGUAUUCAGAAGGUUGACUGCUUAUUGUCAA